AAAACGAAAACAGACAUUGCUCGUUUAAUGUGUUACGCGCGUGUUAUAAUUGUAUUGUAAAGUGAAAAAGAAGUGAAGUAAAAAAGAAGAAAAAAAACAUUUUUAUCUUUUUCUCGAUUUAACUCUAGUUUUUAUCAUCUAGUUUAUUUUUUUGUUCGGUUUCUCUCGAAAUAAUAGAAAUAAAAGUUGAAACCCAAGAAGAAGAAGAAGAAGAAGAAGAAAAAACAAAGUCAAACAAUUUUCGGUUGGUUCUAUUACUGUUUUUGUGUUCAAAAAAUUGUCUCCGUUCUCGUUUUUCUUUCUCGUGUUUGAUAUAUUUGAUAUUAUCCGAAAAUCCGAAAAGAAAAUAUCGAGGCAGCGAAGGCAAAUUGGUGUUUGUAUGUUUUACACGAAAACGGAACGAAACGAAGCAAAAGAAAAAAUUGAAUGUGAAACAGAAGCGAAAAAUUGCAAGCAAAUCAAAAAGAAAGAAGAAAAAAACGCGAAAACAGCAAAAGCACAUCGAAUACAACGCAGACUAUCAGAAUUCCGAAGAGAGAACGAAGGAACGAAAGAAGGAAAGAAAAAAAAAACGAUUGAACAAUUCGAGCACACGGAAAAUAAUCGUGUAUAAUGUUGAAGUGAUUAAGUGUCGAUUUUGAAAGAGUUCCGAAGCAAGAGCGAGAGCGAGAACGAGAGAAAUAGGAAAACAUACACAUACACAGCGAGUGAGGCAAGGUUUAAAGAGGAAGACGACAGCUGAACGAAAGAAUAAAAAAAUGCGAUAGCUAUGAAAUUGGAAACGAAGAAGUUGUUUGCGUGGAUGGUGCAGUCCGAUGUUCCGACAGCAGCACCAGCAACAACAACAACAACAACAACAACAACAGUAACAACGGUAUAGUUCCUGUGAAACAGCGCGCAUGCAACAGAAUGUUGUUGUGUUCUGACAAAAGUGUGUAAAACAAUAGUGUAAUAUGGUAAAAAAAGCGUUGCGUCGACCAAUAGUGCGUGUUUUUUCAAUAGAAAUUCGGCAGAACAUGGAAAUCGGUGCAACCGAGUGUGGCUCAUAUUUUCAAUAAAAAAAAGCAGAGCACGAAUUUCGAGUGAAGCGGAAAAAGGGGAAGAGCGAAAGAAAAACAGCAAAUUGUUGAAUUAAAAUUACAGAAGAAGAAAAAGUUGAAUAAAAAAAAUAGUAAUUAAAACAAAAUCUCCGAAUCGAAUAAAAAAAAGGUGUUGAUACGAAUUGCAUUUAUUGUUGAAUAAUAUCGAGAAAAAAAGAAGUUUUUAGUGUUUUAGUGUGUUUUUCCCCCCAUCGAACAAGAGAAAGCGGAGUUAGUAUAAUAUUCGUUUCGUUUCUAUCGGUGUUUCAGUUUUAUUUUUGGGUUUAUUUUUCUCCGUUAAAUGAUUACUUGCUCUCGAAUCGAAUUACGAAUGCGAUGCAUUUGAUUUGUUUAAUGGGCAAUCGUAUAUUAAGUCGUGUUGACGAUACAAUUUCUGUGGAGAUAGCAACGUAGAAUGUCGUGUAGCGUAUCGGAGUUGCAGCUCCGAACAAGUGCAAGUUGUCGACUUCGUGGAUCAUCACAAGGUAGCGGAGGUGCUGUCAGUGCAACGGUCGGUGGUGUAACGCACGGCACCACAAAUAAUAUGGGCGGCCCAUUAAAUCGGCCACAAUCACAUAAACCGUGCUGUCUAUGUUGGUGUUGCUGCUGCUCGUGCUCAUGUGCGGCACUCAAAAAUGCAGAAGACAAUGGUCCAACGAGAAGAGACCCAGCCAGUUCGGAGCUAUUAUGUGACGGUGAACAUGAAAUGUCUGUAUUUGAUAGGCCCACAUUGGAAGAAAUCCGGAGUUGGGGUAAAAGUUUUGAUAAAUUGAUGCGAAGCCCGGCCGGUCGUAAGGUGUUUCGCGAUUUUCUUCGUUGCGAAUAUAGCGAAGAGAAUAUACUAUUUUGGUUGGCCUGUGAAGAGCUAAAAGUAGAAACAAAUGCCGAAAAAAUCGAAGAAAAAGCGCGAUUUAUUUAUGAGGAUUAUAUAUCGAUAUUGUCACCAAAAGAAGUAUCAUUAGAUUCUCGGGUUAGAGAAAUAGUUAAUAGAAAUAUGGUAGAACCAACGCCACAUACAUUCGACGAGGCUCAACUACAAAUUUAUACAUUAAUGCAUAGAGAUUCGUAUCCAAGAUUUGUGAACUCACCGUUAUUUAAAGCAAUUGCGCAAAUAGAAGGCGUCUCAGCGUCCGGUUCAAAAUCUGAAAGUCCAACUUAGAAAUUCAUUUGAAAAAAAAAAUCAACAAAACAAAACAAACAACAACACAACCACGGAUUAUCUAAUUUAAAUUUAACUAUAACUAUAAACAAGAACAACAACCAACCAAAAACUUCACAAAAGCACGAUUAGUAUAUAUAGUAAGCUAGUCAAAUUCACCAAGCAAGAAAAAUCGUACCAAGUUCAAAUGGAAGGCAUAAAGUGGAAAAACUAAUUUAAAUAAAAAGGCAAAGAAAAAAAUUUAACAAAAAUAUAUUAGAUGAUAUAAUUAGAAAAUAUAACGAGAAAUACCAAAUUAAACCCAAACAACAACAAAAUAUUGCUGAACACAAAUUAAAUGCACUACGGACGCAAUAUUUACUGCGCGCACGCACGCACAACUUUACCGAACGAAAAAAACAACACACUUCAUAUUUCAACGUCAGAUUAAAAAAAAACACACAGAACACGAAACAAACGGUGCAGAUAAAUUCCAGAAAUGAAAAAAAAAUACAGAGCUGAAAAUGUGAUUCAUGACAUUUUCAAUCACACGGCAAUAUCACUUUAAAUCGAUCGGUGUCAAGCUGGCAUUUCUGCCAUCUCUAACCCCUUCACUCUCUCUCCCUUCGCUUUGUGGUGUGACUGUUGACAUUGGCACAAUUACUGCAACAAAAUUAUGUUUAUUUCGAGAGCGAACAACAGCACAGCACAGAGAGGGGAGAAAAAUGCACACAAAAACAACACAACCAAAUAUGUUUUGAUAAGAUUUACAGCAAACAACGGACAAUUUCGCUAAAGUGGAAAAUUCAACAUUUUGGCAUUCAAUCAACACAUUCGAGAUAGAGAGAUGGAGAGAGAAGAGGGAAAAAACACGCAACAACGCUUGAUACAAUGAUCAUUUAAAGUGGUUUACAUAAAACUUUUGAUGUUGACCCAAAUAAAAGUUGAACACGACGAACAAAAUACAGAACAAACAUUUCUGGAACGUCCUCAUCCAGUUGAAAUUGUGAAAUUGAAAUAUAAAAGCGUGUAAAAAAAUUGAGAUAGAACGGAAGGGAAAAAAAUCAGCAGCAGCAGCAGCAGCAGCAAUCAGCAACAAACAAAAUAAAAAUUCUAAUAAUUGGAAUUCACACUUCAUGAGAAUGAUGUCUCAACAACAGCAACAAUAAUAAUGAUAACACGAUUCUUGCUGCAACCAUCGAAUGCAAGUUGAUGCAAAUUAUUACAGAUUUAAUAAUACAUUAACCAAAAAAAAGCACCAUAAUGAAAAUUGUGUAUCAAGGGAACUUACGAAAUACACCCACUCAUACACACACAUACACCAUCCCUCCCAUUCCCACAAAAAAAAACUUAAAAUUUAACACACAAAAAAAAGAACACUUUUAGCAUAAAAACCAAAUUAUAACGAGAAAAAAAACCCAAAUGAAUUAUGAACGUUGAGAGAACCUGAACAUAAUAUUGAAGAUAAGAAUGAAACACAAAUUUAUUAUGAACACCCAAUAAAUUAAAACAAAAAACCAAAUUAUUCUAGUGUCGAACUAAUUAGCAAAUUGUGUGAGUGUGUGAUACGGGCCUAAGAUCUAUCUAUGUAGUUUUUUCUUUUAAUUUUGUUCAUUUUAGCGAACCGUUAAUUUGCGUUUGUCAUUGUUUGUCUCCAUCUAUUGUUUGGUGGAUAGAAAAUGAAAAAGACGAUGAAGAAAAUCUUGUUGAACAAAUUUUACCACUGUCGAUUCUUCUUCACUCCUUUUUCUUCUUUCCGAAAAGAAAAAAAAAACGAAUGAUUUUUUCACUGCCUUUCAUCCAUUCACCGGAACCAUUCAAAUGAACAAGACCGUGUCACCAGUACAUAACGACCAUUUUUCGAAGGAAACGGUCAUUUUUUCUCUGGCGUCACGUCAGUGUGUCAUUGUGUUAUGAUAUCUAUGUCGCGGUCGGACACCCAUGACGCCUAAUUUCAAUGACACACAUACAGCUUUUAAAGCUGAAACUAUUGAGCAAUACAGUCCAACCGAGGGCAAUAGAUGAAGAUGAUGGUGACAAUGUGUAGAUGUUUUUUAUUUCCUUCUGGUUAUCAAGGUGCAAUUUCGAUGUAAUUUUGUUAAUUUAAUGGAGCCCCCCACCCCUACACACAGACAAAAAAAAAUUGUGACGAAGUGAAAAAUUCCGAAACCUUGCUGUUAUAUAAUAUUCGUAUUUGAUCCAUCCUAUUUAUUUAAACGUUUUAAAGAAAAAACCUUCGUUCGUACAAUUAUUUAUAAUUUUGUGUUAAGUUUCGUUCAGAGUUUUAUUUUUUGUUUUAUUUUCUAAUUUAUAACCGAUACAAUCGUUUCUUGGCUAUAAAAAAAAAUGUGUGAUAUCUACCUGUCAUAAUGUUUACCCAGUUUUUUCCUCUUUAUGCAAAUUCCACGAUAUAAAAGGAAAAAAUUAGAGAAUAAAUAUUUAAAGAGAGAAAACAAAGAAGAAAAACAAAAAACAAAUACUAAUAGUAUUAAUCUAUCGGAUAUAAAGAGAGCUAAACCAAUGAAAUAAUGGUAAUAAUUUCACAAGCAAAACAAAGAAUAGAAAGAAAAAAAAACUUUAAAGAAACAAAAAGUAAGCGAUUAUGGGUAUGUAAAGUAAAUGAAAAUGGUAUGCAUGUAAAAUACAAUUUUUUUUUCUCGAUGGGAUCUCUUCUGGCCCUGAGUCAGAUCUGUCACCACAGCCUUGACUUUGGGCCCCAUGCCAUUUCGAUCCGAAUCAACGAGAACUCUCAUUUACAUCGUCGAUCGAACUUGUUUAACAGAAAUUUUAAAGAAGAAUUGUUUUCGUUCGUAACUUUUUUUCCAUUUUGCACAAGAAGAACACAAAAAAGAAACAACAACAUCCCAGAGAGAAAGAGAGAGAGAGAGAGAGAGAGAGAGAGAGAGAGAGAAAUAUCAACAAAAUGUGUUUCCAGUUCAUGUGAUCUGAAUGUUUAUGUGAUUCUAUCGAGGGACAUUUAUCUCUUCUUAAUCAUUGCAAAUCUGAAUAAUUCGCUACGAAUUUUCAUGUAAAAUGCCAUGGAAACUCGCUAAUCUUUGAAUCCCUAGUUUUUAUUCGAAACAAGAUUCAAAAACUCGUGAAUCUCCAUGGAAUUUUAACUAAAUAAUUUUAAGGAUUCCAAACGAAUUCUUAGAUUCGGGACAAAUCAUCAGAAAAAGAAAUUUCAUCAAAGCAAAUUUUUAAAUUCACGACAAAUCAUCAGAAUUCGCAAUAAUUCAAAAGAAAUAAAUUUGCCUAUGAUUGCACAUCGAUGGCUAUCGAAAUGUCGAAAAACUUUCAGUGAACGCUAUGCACAUCAGCAAUAGUAUCAAGAUUCGCGUGCAACUACCAAACAGCACAACAACGCCAGUGCGUAUGACACUAAAGGCACUCAUUGUAAGUGAUGCCUGAACAGUAUGAAAAUAUUUCUAUUGCUAUCUCUAUUUUGUUGCUCUUUUCUCUUUUGUACGUGCAACCAAGGAAAAAAAAGGAAACAUUUAUUGGAAUAUUUCACAACAAAAAUGGUUAAAAAAUGAAUAAAUUAAUUAAAUAAUAAUGCCACCAUUGUGUUUUCGUACAAUCGAUAUAUUGUAUUGUACAGUGCAUUUUCUAUUUAAAUGAAUUUAAUAUUAUGUCAAUGAAUUAUUAAUUGAAGAAUCUGAAGAAGAAGAAGAAGAAGAAGACGAUGAUGAUAAUGAUGAACCAUAAAAAAGCAACCAAAACUAGCAACAUGAAUGAAUAUAUGGGCACGGUCACGCAAGACGAAACCACGGAAAAAAAGUUAAAAGUGGAGAAAAAAUGGUCUUAAAGUUAUUAGAUUGCUAUGAAAUUUUGCCCCAAACUAUUAUUACAAAAACUCAAUAUAUUCUGAGAAUUUCAUGGAAUUUGGAUUAUUUUUUCUUAUCAAAAUUGCGAUUUUUUUUGUCAUUUUUCGACUUUUUGUGGACUCUUUUUCGGGGGCAUAAAUUUCUAUCAAAAAUGUACAAAAUUAGUAGGUUAAAUACAUAUUCUUAAAGAAAAAGGUUCAAAUUUUAAUAUUCAGUCGACAGAAAUCACAUUCUUCUUAUCGCAUCCGGUUUUUUUUUGUCACGAAGUUUGUACUUGUAACGUUACUGACGUUUUGUGUAACGUUACUGACGUCACUUUAACGUCUGUAGAUCCACCAAAAAUAUGUUUUUCAGCGUAAUUACCAUUUCUAUCGUUUCUUUGAUCCUUUAUCUUUAAAUUCAUGGUUAUGACACGAAAAAUAAAUCGCUUGAUUCGCCAAUUUUUUUGAUAAUAUGAAGUAACCCCGAAAAUCACUUCAAAAAUUACGUAACGUUACUGAGAACUUUGAACACUUAUAACUCCGUAUUCACAAGUGAUAGACAAUACUUUAAGCCAUUGAAUUAUCAGUCUUGGGGAGUUCUAUCAUAUACAAUAGAAAAACUAUGAGUUUUAAUUAUUUUUUUGAAGAGAUAUGAGCAAAACGUUACUGACACACGACCGUGACCAUAUAAAUAAAGAAACAAAAAAAUUAUAUUAAAAAUAAAACAUGAACAAAUUCUCUAGAAUUAGGUGUUUAAGAAAUUUUUCACACAUACACAUACACACACAACCACAAACAAAAAACACCCACACACACACAAAAGAAUAUGUGAUUUAAAGCAAAAAAACAAAAAAAAAAUCAACAACUACUUGAUAAUUUAAUGAAAUAAAAUACACAAAGUCACAGCCAUUAGCAACAAAAAAGAGAAGAAAAAUUUAUGAAUAAUUAUUUAUUGGAAGAUGGAACAACGUUGGUGACAAUUGAACUGUUGGCGAUACACAGUUCUGAUAAUUUUGAAUGUAACUCAAAAUUUCGAGAUAGAGAAAAAGAUUCCAUCGUCUAACAAUUGCAUUGAAAGCACAACCGAUUGCACCAAUAUUGUUGCUACCUUUUUAGAGAGAUCAAAAAAGAGACAACAACCAAAAAAAAAGCAAACACAAAUAUAUUUUUUAAAAAAAAGAGAGGAAAAAAAAAUCCGUUUUUUUUUCUUCGAAACAAACUUAUUGAUUUCACUUGAUUUGUAUUGAUGAAUUUCAUUCUUUCUUAUACGUAUCGUAUAUAUAAAAUAUGAAAUGAGAUUCUUUAAGAGAGCAACAUGUUUUUACUAUUCUUUCAUUUAGAGAACUUUGUCUAUCGAAUUGAACAAAAUUGACGAUGAUAAUGAAUAAUUGUGUGUAAUCGUUGAACAAAACCCCAUAAAAUUUAAUUUAGCAAAAAUUAAUAGAACACACACGCACACACGCAUGCACACACAUUUGUUCAGAGCAAAAUACACAGCAUUUUCUUCGGAUAUGCAACGAUGUCAGUCAGUGUGGAAUAUGUGUGGGUGUGGGUGCGUAUGUGUGUGUGCUGUGUGUGCAAGAAGGAAGAAGAAGAAGAAGAAAUAAAUAAUUGUGUGACAUGAUGGUGGUUGAGAGAGAGAGAGGGAGAAAGGGUGAAUUUUCAGUCCAGUCCAGCCCAUAAGCAAUAUCAAAGAACUUACAAAGUUUCGACAAAAAAUGAACCCUUGGCUGGAUUUACAUUCAAAACAUCAUUUUUCUCUCUCUCUCUCCUCCAUCGGCCAUAAUCUUGAUGUGUGUUUGUUAUGGAGACAUUCUAAUCUGACUGACAUCAUUCCACCAUCAAUAAUAAAACCACACACACACACACACAAUUUAUAGUAGUCAAUAAGUAAGUUACUAAAAUUUAAAGAAAUUAAUUAUAUUAAUAUUAUGAAUAAUGAAACAAAAACCAAACCAAAAAAAAGAACAUACACACACAUACACACACACAUCCGAAAUGGACUAAAACAAAACGCUAAACAAUUUAUAUUUGGAUCAACUGAGACAAUGUGUUGUAGUGCAAAAAUUAAAAAAAAAAAACCAAAAAC
Messenger RNA from Sitodiplosis mosellana (orange wheat blossom midge), 8114 nucleotides. RefSeq names its product regulator of G-protein signaling 17 (gene Dhit). Bases 1495 to 2238 code for a protein of 247 amino acids. The record is from RefSeq and is a predicted model, not a curated record. NCBI's taxonomy places the organism in Eukaryota, Metazoa, Arthropoda, Insecta, Diptera, Cecidomyiidae. The transcript has 7 exons.